This is a messenger RNA of Tupaia belangeri chinensis (Chinese tree shrew), 2689 nucleotides long. RefSeq names its product transforming growth factor beta regulator 1 (gene FYRD1). Gene Ontology annotation, cellular component: nucleus. The record is from RefSeq and is a predicted model, not a curated record. NCBI's taxonomy places the organism in Eukaryota, Metazoa, Chordata, Mammalia, Scandentia, Tupaiidae. Gene Ontology annotation, biological process: regulation of cell cycle.
AUGGACCCGGCCAUUUCUUCAGAUGGCUUCUGCACGGGCCGCUGGGGCCUUUCGGCAAACUCAGGCACGUGGGAAAGGACGGCCGGCCCGGUGCCGCCUGUGCCGCCGCUUUCCCUCACCCUGCCCCGAGCGCCUCACCUGCACCGCAGACGCUUUGGGUAUGAAACACAGAUCCUCUUCCCAGCAAAACGAUUUGGGCUUCCAUUCACCUUCUGUGUUUCUGUUCAAAAUGUUUUUUUAAAGGAAAAUGCCGCCAUUUGUGAUGAAAUUGCUCGUCUUGAGGAAAAAUUUCUUAAAGCAAAAGAAGAAAGAAGGUACCUGCUGAAGAAGCUCCUCCAGCUGCAGGCUCUCACUGAAGGGGAGGCCCAGGCUGCAGCUCCUCCACACAGCUCCACUCUGCCCCUGGUUUAUGGUGUGGCCAGCUCUGUGGGAACUGUCCAGGGAGUGCUGCCCAUUUCCGGGCCCAGCACAGGGUCUGAGGAACCAUUUGGGAAGAAAUCCAAGAAGGAGAAAAAAGAAAAAGGCAAAGAGAACAACAAACUGGAAGUUCCGAAGAAAACAUCCAAGAAAAAGAAAAUGGUGGGAGGUGCUCACAAGCUGGUUCAGCCCAUUGCCCUGGAUCCCUCAGGACGGCCGUUCCCCAUCAGACUAGGGGGCCUAACAGUGCAUAGCCUGGGGGAGAUCACCACCGACCGGCCUGGCUUCCAUGACGAAGGUGCCUUCUACCCUGUGGGCUACUGCAGUACCCGGGUGUACGCCAGCACACAGCUGGGCCGCAGGUGCCUGUGUGCCUGCCAGAUCGAGGACAGCAGUGCACAGCCCCACUUUGAAAUCGUUCCCGAAGGUGACCCCAGGCGCCUUGUCAGUGCUUCUGCAGAUGCUUGUCACGCAGAGCUGCUCAGAGAUGAGGGAACUAAGGCCUAUCCUGCUUCCAUCUGGAGCCAACUUCGGGUUUUCUCACCCAGCCAUCCACAGCCUGUGGUCCAGGAGCUCGAAAAUGUGCCAAUAUGUGCAAUCUUAGAGAAACCUAGCUACCCCCAGGACCUGGAGGAGGAUCCAGCUACAAGCUUUGAAGUCUUUCAGAGACAGACCUUUGCUGAAGAGCACAGUGAUCUCAUUGUGCCAGGGCCCUUGAAUCUGGAGCUCCCGCUGACAGCCUUCGUGUCCCCAGCCCAUGUUCCUGCCCUGUGGGCCCUUGGAGGCCCCGCCUCAGCACAGCCCAGCAAGAAAUCAGAUACAUCGUUUUCGAGAGCAUGAGUGUGUAACUUAUACUAAAACUGAGAAUGUGUGGAAGGCGGCAACAAUUGAGGGAUAAAGACACUGAGUUAGCACAUUCCCUCGUGGGUGGAGGGUGUACUGUGGGAGAAGCAUCCGCUCUUCAUUUUUAGUAAUAAAUUUUUCUUGACAGUUAUGCUUAUUAUUAUCUUGUUAUAGUCAGGCUGUAAUUUCUCUCUCUUUGCUGAAUUGUGCUUGAGGAAGAGUAAACUCCAGUCCUUAGGAGUGGGCGAGUGCUUCUGUCUCGUCUGAGCUGCUGAAGUGAAAUGCCAGGGGCUGGAGAGUUCACAGACAGCAGAAGGAAGUACUGUCAUGGCUCUGGAGACUGGAAGUCCCAAGCAUCAGCACUGACAGACUCAGUGUUGGGUGAGGCCUAGCCUCUUGGUUCCUGGGAGGGCCACCUUGCUAUAGUGUUCCAUGGUGGCAGGGCUAGUCCCCUGCCUUGUGGGGCCCCUUUUGUUACACUGAUCCCACUCUAAAGGCCAGGUCCUCUGACCUACCCUGCCUUCUGAAAUACCAUCCCGUUAGGUUAGGACUUGGCGGGUGUGCAGGGUCAUGGAGUCUGUGGCCUGACUGAUGCAGAAGGGGUGUGGGAAGACCCUGACAACCUUCCACUCUUGACUCUGAUACUGUGGGGUCAUCAGGAAAACCAUUACCUGUUUUUCUAUGCAAAAAUGCAUCAUGGCUUCCCAGCGACCCCAUGCAUCCCAGGCUGCUGCUUAUUUCCACAUGCAUGUUACCAAAACCCAGUCCUGCCCUGAGACUUGAGCCAGAAGGCCCAGGCGCACCACGGGCUCUACCUUCACAUGCUGCCCAUCCCUCCAGGGGUCGCGUGGUCCUCUGUGGCCCUCUUCAUAGCCCAUGUUCUUAGCCAGAAAUGCACUUCUGGCUCAACAUGUUGAAACCAUGUAACCCAAAUUGAGAAGUGAUGUUAGCGAGGUUAGCACCAUCAUCUGUAACAGACCUACAUCUGUCAUUAACUGAGUGAUAGCCUGAGCCCACAUCCUGUACAACUGAGUUUUUUGGAGCCUGCCUCUGUACUGAGAGGGAGGUGUAUAGCACCCCCAGUCCAAGUGCGCAUGACUCCAUGCCAGGUGGGAAGCCUCAGCUGCCAGCAACCAGGGCCCAGCCUGGCUGGGACGGAAGAGAGACAGGGACCAGAAGGAGCAGUGAGAACCAGGUUGUUAUCUGGGGCAGUUGGCACUGCCGACAGCAAGGUGCAGGGUUAGCAUGUCCUGGGAGUAAACUGACAGCAGGAAGAGAUGGCAGCUGGAGUGGUGAGAGCACUGGCUGCUAGAAACCAUUGGAACCAAAGUUAAUGCAUUAUUUAUGAUUCUUAAUUAGUCUAGAAACUUGUAUAGCCUUCACAAUGCAAAGAAAACAGUAAAAUGUGGAUAAUAAAUUAGUAAACGCA